CGAGAUGAACCCACUCAAGAGGCUUGAUCCUCAUGGAUCACUUCCUCCGUCCCUUACGAGCAUGAGCGUCGGGAUGUGGCGACUUAUAUACGACGCUCGCCCAGCUCGCCUCAGCACAUCGUGGAAACAGGGCCUCAUGAAGUGGAAGCAGGCUGUCCUCGACCAGCAUCUAUUACGACUACUCUUCGAUAUCUACGACCUCGGCCCUGGUCUCUUUUUCUUCUGCGUUUUUUCACGUCUUGUUCGUGGAUUCGAAGACGCGUGCACUAUCUACUUUUCGAAUCGACUCAUCAGAUCGAUCGAGCAGGGCCUCGCUUCUGGAUCGCCUGACACUCGAGAGAUCGUUGUCUGGCUUGUGGCACGUGUCUUUAUCAGUGCAGCAUUGGCUGUAUGGCGUUUUAUAACCUCCCGAGCUGAUCCGAUAUUGUCAACACGCGUCAAGCUAUACUUCGAAGAGCGUGCGAUAGAAGCACAAGCUGAUAUGGAUUACGUUGCCGCAACCUCCUGCCAGUCUUACGAUUUCACUCCGCCGUCCGCUUGGGGAACACUAUACGCCAUUCUUGAGGCCGUUGAUGCUCUAUGUGCGACCGCCAGCCAGGUACUUCUGGUCGCAUCUAUGACAUGUACACGCG
Phanerochaete carnosa HHB-10118-sp is the source of this 632-nucleotide messenger RNA. RefSeq lists its product as uncharacterized. The transcript is spliced from 5 exons. The record is from RefSeq and is a predicted model, not a curated record. The annotation marks the transcript as partial. Lineage: Eukaryota; Fungi; Basidiomycota; Agaricomycetes; Polyporales; Phanerochaetaceae.